AUGUCAAACCCAGGCGCGUCCAGUUAUCGCAGUCGCGUUUCCCGGCGGAGGGAACCGCGCAAUAUCCCGCUCGAGGCGGAAGUACUUCUCAAUAAGUUUAUCUGGGGUAAAGCCACCCUGCCAAACCGCCUGAUGGAGUUCCCCAUCCCGCUUGAUUGCGCAUGGGCGGAUAGUCCAAGUCAACAUAACCCUCAACCCUCGCGGUUCGAUGCGCCGCAACAGCCUCAAAAAUCAAACGCGACAUCGGACCCCAAUUCCUUUUCCCGGGCUACUCCUUCUCAAUCGUCCACGCCGGACUCUCGCUCACGCGCCCUGAAACCUAUUUCGAAAAACACAACCAACACACCUCCCCAACCCCAACCGCAAUUGCUGUCAAAGAGCCCUGUAGCAUCUAGCAAAUAUGAAAAAGACUCUCUUCGAAAGGUUGUGGCCGUCCACAAUGCAAGUCAGCAGCACCAGGGAACAAACACACCGCGGCAGGCGACUUCGGCACAGCGAUCACAUAAUACGACCUCCCCUCGACUGCGCAUAGAAUCUGCCUCUUCACGCACACCGGGCGUUCAAGAUGUAAACUGUCGUCGUUCGAGGCGGUCACGACCGCUUCCCGGGACCUAUAACGUGCGUGCGCUUGCAAGUGAGGCGUUCGGCCCAGAGCGGGAGGACCCCAAAGACGAUGAUCGCGCAAUUCUCAAACCCAACAGCACCAACUUUUCGCCUGCGAUCUCGCUGGCCGUCACUCCGCAGGCUUCUCAACUUGUUCAAACCCCACUGGCACGCAAGCGCCCAGACCUUGGGAAAUUUAUCUUGGGUCGGCAAUGCGGGCGCUCUAGGGUCAUGCAUGAUGACCCUAUCUAUUCCCAAUUGUCCUCAGAACUCGUGCCGUGGCGACAGUGGAAGGGAGCAUCCAAUGACGUGGUCAGCCUAGCAUGGUCACCAGAUGGCUCUCAGUUUGCUGCAGGGGCCGUGGCUCCGACCGACGAAUACAACCGCGGAAAUAAUCUGGUGUUAGGAAAUUUGAUCCGAAAUUCGCUACAUGAGCUUUCUGAUCACUGGAAGCCGCGUCCAAACCCCAGGAAUACGCUCGAUCCGCGACUAUUCACAACUGUGUCUACGACGCAGUGGGUGGGUGACCGGCUUUUUACUGGGAGUUUUGACCACACAGUUAAAAUCUGGGACGUUUUGCAAGAAACAUCCAUGUCUUGUGUGCAGACCCUCAUGCAUACAUCUCAGGUCGAGGUCAUGGCAAACUCGGCACACAUGCCUGGUCGCCUGGUAACUGGGACACAUGACGGCUUUCGCUUGUGGACUCUAGGCUCAGACCCAUCCUCUAUCUCCCUUGACCUUUCCCGUGGCCCCAUGCAGAAAAAUGUCCCGUUGGUCCCGACCAGCCUUGCAUGGGGACAAACCCCCGAAACAAAGAAUUUCAUCAUUGGCGGCAUGGCGCAGAAUGAGGACGCGAACAACCUCGACAUCGUUCGCUCCGGUCACUUGGAAUUAUGGAGAAUGGAAGAGGCAUCCGUGACUUCCAAAAAGCUCAUGCCAUGCUCACAGAAUAUCUUUGACAUCAAGUGGCAUCCCUCGAUGCCGAAAUUUGCGACAGCGAGCCCACUGACCACCAAUCCAAAGGAACACCCCGUUGGUACACGAUCGCUAGUUCACAUCUACACAUAUCAAUCGUGGGCGGACAAAGUGAUUACCACCGACGCUCUUCCCUGUCCGGCUUUAGAUAUCAACGAGAUCACUUUCCCUCCGUUCGGUGACACCUAUGUGACCGCAAGCUGUACGGAUGGAAGCACAUACGUGUGGGAUAUUCGCAUGCGCCAAAUCAUUCACAGGCUACAACAUGGCGAACCCCUCAGCCCGAUUAGCCAUGAGUACACCCGAGAGGCGGUUGAUGUUGGCGUUCGCACGGCGGUCUGGGGGGCAUCAAUUGACCAGUUCUACACUGGGGCUUCUGAUGGGGUUCUCAAACAGUGGGAUAUCCGGCGGUCCCCCGAAGAUGUCUUGCUGGCCAACACGGCUAGCUUGGGCGACGGAAUUAUGAGCUCUGCCUUCUCCCCUGACAAGGGCCAUCUCCUCCUCGGCGAUAGUGGAGGAGGCAUUCACGUACUGUCGUCUGGACCUACCUCGGAUCCCGAGCCCGGCACUUUUCGAGUUUUCUUUGAGCACAGCUUGCCUGAGCCGGAGUCCGAGGUGACUGCGAUAUCGGCUGCAAAUGAGCUCGUAUCCUCGGGUCAACUCACCAUGCACCCGACUUUCGGACCGGUGCAAGGCCCCCAGUACUCUGGACCUGUUGCGCGCUGGGCACGAAAACUAUCUUUGGACGCGAAUGCAUCGACCGAACAAAUAUUGAAAAUGCCUCUUUUGGAAGAGAUCCAAUUAUGUCAGUUCGAAGGGCCUCGACCGGAAGAUCGAGUUGGGCUGGACCAGCGCUCCAGGGAUGAGCUUCGGAAACUGGUCAACAUCGCCAUGGCUCGGAACAAACCAGGCAAUUCCUCUUUGGGUCAUGCACGGCAAUCAACAGGUCAUGGGAAUCUGACUUCGCAAAAGCGCAAACGAGACGCCUCGCCUAUCUGCGUUAGUAGUGAUGAUGCAGAAGAUCGCACUCGUACCCAUGGCCCCAUGAAAAAGAAGAAGAAGAAGAGGGCCAAGGCCAGGAAGGUAAUGCUGGCGAAGCAAGAGCACGAACCUACAGUGAACAAUCCAGACAAGCAGGUUGAAAUUAUCGACCUUACUUUGGAAGAUGAUGAAGAUCAUACGAUACCCCUGGGUUUAUCUGCUACCGAUCCGCAGCCAGCUUCCUUAGUAGACGGCCUCAUCGGCGCAUGCAUGAUGGAUGAAUCCACUGAAAGCAUAGCAAAUGUCCCUAAUGAAUCGCUGGACGAAGCGGUCGAUGAAAGUCUCGAAGAUGACCACUGGUGGCCGGAUAGUGGGCAAGUGGACGCCAAUAUUCCCACUGGGGAGAACUGA
Messenger RNA from Penicillium argentinense, 2970 nucleotides. RefSeq names its product WD repeat protein. The transcript has a single exon. Gene Ontology annotation, molecular function: protein binding. Gene Ontology annotation, biological process: TOR signaling; regulation of actin cytoskeleton organization. Bases 1 to 2970 code for a protein of 989 amino acids. Gene Ontology annotation, cellular component: TORC1 complex; TORC2 complex. NCBI's taxonomy places the organism in Eukaryota, Fungi, Ascomycota, Eurotiomycetes, Eurotiales, Aspergillaceae. The record is from RefSeq and is a predicted model, not a curated record.